GUCCCGGCUCCUCCCGCCUGCAGUUGCAGUGACAGGCGAGCCGGGCCCGGUGGCGGAGAGGAAGUGCGGAGCCGCCGCGCCGAGCCCGUCCCCGCCGAGGCCGGCUCCCCCGGGCGGCUCGGGUGACAGUGUCGCGGCCGCCGGGCGCAGCGCGGGGCACGCGCCAGGCAGAGCCGAGCGCCGGGCGGACGCUGCAGCAGAGACGCGGGGAAAAUGGCUGAUGACUUUGGCUUCUUCUCGUCGUCGGAGAGCGGGGCUCCCGAGGCGGCCGAGGAGGACCCGGCGGCUGCCUUCCUGGCCCAGCAGGAGAGUGAGAUCGCGGGCAUAGAGAAUGACGAGGGCUUCGGGGCAGCUGCCGGCAGCCAAGCGGCCCUCGCGCAGCCGGGACCCGCGAGUGGGGCAGGUUCUGAGGACAUGGGGACCACAGUCAACGGAGAUGUGUUUCAGGAGGCUAACGGUCCAGCUGACGGCUAUGCUGCAAUCGCCCAGGCCGACAGGCUGACGCAGGAACCCGAGAGCAUCCGCAAAUGGAGAGAGGAGCAGCGGAAACGGCUGCAAGAGCUGGAUGCUGCCUCCAAAGUGAUGGAGCAGGAGUGGCGGGAGAAGGCCAAGAAGGACCUGGAGGAGUGGAACCAGCGCCAGAGUGAACAAGUGGAGAAGAACAAGAUCAACAACCGGAUCGCUGACAAAGCAUUCUACCAGCAGCCAGAUGCUCAUAUCAUCGGCUACGUGGCAUCUGAGGAGGCUUUUGUGAAGGAAUCCAAGGAGGACACCCCAGGCACAGAGUGGGAGAAGGUGGCCCAGCUGUGUGACUUCAACCCCAAGAGCAGCAAGCAGUGCAAAGAUGUGUCCCGCCUGCGCUCGGUGCUCAUGUCCCUGAAGCAGACGCCGCUGUCCCGCUAGGAGCCUGCCACCAGCAUGGCCGCAAAGCAGGGGCCGGGCCGGGCAGAGGAGGAGCAGCUGUUUUGGCUGGGGUUGGGGGGGAUGCCUCCAGCAGCUGCUACACAGCCUAUUCCGUUCCUCCCCAUCUCCCGGGGCUGGGAAGGGGAACCCUCACCCCCUCACCCCUUGUUCCCUCACGGCCCUAUGCCCUAGCCCCUCACACUUUCAGUCCACAAAAUUGUGACUGGCCUUCCUGAUGUAUUUUUUUGUCUUGGCUUAAAGGGUGUGUUGUUAA
Camelus dromedarius (Arabian camel) is the source of this 1177-nucleotide messenger RNA. RefSeq names its product clathrin light chain B (gene CLTB). The transcript has 6 exons. The record is from RefSeq and is a predicted model, not a curated record. Gene Ontology annotation, biological process: intracellular protein transport; clathrin-dependent endocytosis. Gene Ontology annotation, molecular function: clathrin heavy chain binding; structural molecule activity. Gene Ontology annotation, cellular component: clathrin coat of coated pit; clathrin coat of trans-Golgi network vesicle; postsynaptic endocytic zone cytoplasmic component. The coding region runs from base 214 to 903 and encodes 229 amino acids. NCBI's taxonomy places the organism in Eukaryota, Metazoa, Chordata, Mammalia, Artiodactyla, Camelidae.